AUCACCAUCUGUUGAAGCAGCGAGAAUGGAACCUGGAGUUGGUUGUCAUGCUGAAGGAUACAGCUCUGCUUGCUGUGAGCUUCAUCUGUCUUUUGAGGAGUCUCCUUUGUGACCACAGAUGUACAUGAAAGCGGACCCUUAAGAGAUACCUUCUCUUGGAAUAUUUGGAACCAACCACCAAGUAAGGCGUGUUGUUCAGUAGUUGCUUUUAAUUUUUGGGGCGACUUAGAUGCAGCAAUGGGGUGCUCUCCCUCAAAAGGAAAACUUUUUUCAAAACCAGAAAACACUAGAGACCACAAUCUGCCCGUGGUGCAGGACUCGCCUGAAAAUGUUACAAAGCCGGAGACCAAGGAGGAAAACAGACGCCCAGAUAUAAUACAAGAAACAUCGAGUCAAAGGACCAAGGAUGAGGAGUCAGGCAAACCGACAGAAGAACUGACUCCAGGAGAAGGUGAAAAGGAGCUUUUAAGGAAUGACAAGGCCACAAAGAUAGAAAAAAGAAAAAAGAAUAAACAUAAGCGAAGAUGCAGCAACAGGCACAGGAAGUCUUCCUUGAUUCAGCCAAAGUUUGAGUUUCCACCGCAGAUGGUUAGAGCUCACCAGGCAGCAUAUAGCUACCUGAACCCAAAUAUCUCCAAAUAUGAGACACUGUUGGGUUUGCUGGAUCAAGCAGCCCAAACCCAACUGAGCCUCCAGCCCAUGAUGUCUGCUCUGGUGAUGCGUUUUGAGGAGAUUAACCAGGCUCUGGAGGAGAUGGCCGAGGAAGGGGAGCUGAUGCUGAGGGAACAUGGGGAAUACAUGGCUUUUCCUUCUGGGAUGUUGCGCUCAGCUAUUCUGCCGGCUAAAUCAAAAACAGGGCAAAUGUAUCAUAUCGAUCCUCCGCCAGAUCUGUUGCAGCAACUCCUUCAGCACUCAACUGAGAAAAUGCGACUGGUUGGGGGUUCAGCUCGGGCACUCGGGGACACUACCCUUCAAGAGGCGACAGAUUACUACGCUUCACUUUCGAGAGUACUGGAUGAGAAGCUGCAGACAAAGCAGGCUGUCGAGCGAAGGUUGACCCUGGUGCUAGCACGGGUUGAGGUGGCCGCUAUGAGUAAGUCGAACCCGGAGGACACCGCUCUGCACAGUGAGGACAGUGGCAUCGGAGGGGAGAAUGAAAGUUUGACUGGUUCUGAAAGGCGCCACAGGGGGAGUGCUGGUUCUGGAAGCAGUGGCUCAGGGGUCCACCUUCGAAGUCCUUUAGGGAGUCCCCCGAACAAUUCAUCGAAUCUCGUCGAGGAUGACGAGGAGGAAGAAGAUGAGGAGGAGGAGGAGGAGGAUGAGGAUGAGAAUGGACUUCAAAGGAAACGAUCAAAUUCUUCGCCACCAGAUCCAUGCCACGCUAUUAUGUACAUGCGUGCAAAGUACAUCCAGCAGAUGAAACCCACGCUUAAGCGUCCGAUGACGGCAUCGACUCCAACCAAACCUGAGCUGCUCUCAUCGAGCAGAUGUGCGAACAUAGCAACAGAGCUGCAGAGAAGCCAGAGGGAACUGGAUCAGCGGAUCAAGCUGAUGGCUGAUAUGAAGGAGCUAGCCGGACCUCACUAUGACACUUACAGGUCCGGACUAAGACGAAAUUCACUCUGUGGUUUAGGAGCUGCUCCAAAACUCUUACCCAGGAAUGGUUCAUCGGGUACAGCACCGAUCUUAGCACCACUGCCACCAAGGCGCCAGUCUGUGAGAAGGCUGAUCAACACAUUCAGUCAGGGGGUAGAUGGUAGACCAGGACAGAGCCUUGCCAAUGUACCACAUCACAUAAGAGGACAGAGGAAAGUGCCUCUGAAUACAGAUGGGAACAAUGGAAACAACAAUAACAACAGCUGGCCUGACAGCAAGGAUGAUGUGGAUGUUGACAACCUUCCCCCACCUCCUCCAGAGGUGCUUAUGGAUGACUCAUUUCAGAGUAUGGCGGGAAUACAAGGUAACGGUGAGGGUCCUGUGGACGAUUCAGUCCUUCUUACAGUAACAAACCAAAAGCCAAUUGCUUCUCAGCGUUUAAGAGCCGGCAUUCAAAAUGUUGAGCUUCUUCCAAAUAGAGCCAAUGUGGGGCCAAGAUGCCAGCCAACAUCACUGACGCAGAAUGCAGAAGAUGACCUUCAUCUUGCUCAAGGUCGUAAAAUCAUACACCAGAAAAACGAGUCAAUAAACAAUGGAAACAUUGUAGAUGUCAGUCGAGUGAGCCCUGGACUUACUCACGAGGGAGUCAUGGCUCCAUCCCUGCCGGUAACAGCUCCACCGGUCUCACGCAUGAGACUCCCUCCAUCGUGUCCAGCUGUUCGCCACAGAUAUCCAAGCCCUCCUGUUUUCAGACCUCCUUCCCGACCAGGUUCUCCAAAGACACGUGCAGAUAGGAAUGAAGAAAUCUUUCCCUCUGUGUCAUUCAAAGACGCACGAUCAGUCUUCUGUCAGCGUGAGUCUCAGAACCCCUCAGGAGGAUUGGGGGCUCCCACGUCAUAUGGAGAAACUUCCAGAGGCCGGAUGCUUUCAAGAAGGACGGACAGCAGCGUUCGUCGCACCCAGUCUGCGCAACCGGCAAGCUCAACAUCCAGAAAACAACAUCCAUGACAAGAUCCAAUAAAUGCACAGCAGAAACACAAGGUGUCUCCUGGUUGGAUACAAGGGCCGCCGCAGUGAACAUGCUGGGAUGGAUCACAGGAGGAGUGGCGAUGUGGGUUGAAGAAGAUAAUCCAAAACUUUCUCGCCUCUCUAAUCCCUUCAAACUGGCUUUGUUUUGACUUUUUUUUCACGGUGCACUGUCCAUUUUUAACUCGCCAUAGUGGCAGUCCAUAAUGGAAGACAUGAUGACAUCACCCAUGCUCAUGUUGCCUCUGCCCUUAAUCUUUCAUCAAAAUAUAUUUGUGUCACUUGUUUCCUAACUGUAUUUCAGCCUCUGACAAAUAUCUGCUUUGCAUUGUGUUUGUGAUACACUGGCUGGUGUACGCCAGAGGGCGUGGGAUUGUGUUAGCACUCCUAGUGGUUUUGUCGGGCGAAUUGAAGUGAUAAAAGUUCUCUCACCUAACAGAAGGCAGAAAGAGUCUUUUGAUCUGAUGGUCGAAUCCCUCACAUCUGGAAUGAGUAGUUUAUAGUGUUUUGUUAUUGCUGUGACACUGAUUCAAUGCAUACACACAAUGGUUAGCAAAGACAUUUUUAUUAGGUUCUGUCACAGGGAUCAUUCCAGAAUUCCAGCAGUGAAACCAUUUAAAAUAGAUUUAAAUAAAGUGACCUACGUUGACCUGGAGAGCAGUUCAGUUCUGUCUCGCAGCAGCCUCUACCUCUUAUGAACUUAAUGAAGCAACUACAAAGUGACUUAUACAUGAAAGCAUCUUCGAAACAAUAAAGUGACAGACUUUACGUCUGUAUACAAGUGAUCUCAAAUUCAGGAGGGGUCCUGAAACAUUGAGGGAGUACAGUGAAAAGUAGAACAUUAAAUCAAAGUAACAUAUACCGCUCACUGAAUUAGUCACUGUUUACUGCUGCGUGUUAUACAUCUUUAUGAUCUAGGAAAUAACAUCUUCAAGGUUGGACCUAUGAAUCACUCUAAAAUGUUUUUGCAUUUGCUCAUUUUCGACACCUAGUCGGUCAUGUUUUUUCUACAAUUACUGUGUUUCAAAUAAAGUGUCAAUGCAA
This is a messenger RNA of Synchiropus splendidus (mandarinfish), 3666 nucleotides long. It is a transcript of the gene pcare2, whose product is annotated as photoreceptor cilium actin regulator 2. Lineage: Eukaryota; Metazoa; Chordata; Actinopteri; Syngnathiformes; Callionymidae. The coding region runs from base 238 to 2604 and encodes 788 amino acids. The record is from RefSeq and is a predicted model, not a curated record. The transcript has 2 exons.